Moesziomyces antarcticus is the source of this 873-nucleotide messenger RNA. RefSeq names its product mitochondrial 37S ribosomal protein YmS18. Gene Ontology annotation, cellular component: ribosome; mitochondrial small ribosomal subunit. Gene Ontology annotation, molecular function: mRNA 5'-UTR binding; structural constituent of ribosome; small ribosomal subunit rRNA binding. The coding region runs from base 1 to 873 and encodes 290 amino acids. Lineage: Eukaryota; Fungi; Basidiomycota; Ustilaginomycetes; Ustilaginales; Ustilaginaceae. The record is from RefSeq and is a predicted model, not a curated record. Gene Ontology annotation, biological process: ribosomal small subunit assembly; translation; maturation of SSU-rRNA from tricistronic rRNA transcript (SSU-rRNA, 5.8S rRNA, LSU-rRNA). The transcript has a single exon.
AUGCUGCGCGCAAUCGCAAGACAGUGCGCACCCGCCAGACGCCUCGUCGCAUCCGAUCUGCACGCCUCGCAGUUCGCCUCCACCUCGCUCGUGCGCCCACGCACCUUCGCCUCGUCCUCGGCACGAUGCAACAGCGACGCGGACAAGUCGGCGUCGACACAGCAGCUCGAGUCGCAAGCAUCGGAAGAGCCCAGCACGGAUCCCUCACCAGCCGGCAGCGCCACCGUCUCGGACGCACUCCAGCGCCAGUCCUCUCAAGAAGCCGAUGCGGAUGCCUCUUCUUCUUCGAGCGGCAGGCAACCGGCGUCGUCCAACCUCGACGACAUUCUCGGCUCGGUCUCUGCAUUCUCUUCGCUUCCAGGUGCUGAUGCUGCUGGUGCUGCCGGAGACGCUGCGGACGAUGCUUCGGGCGCGUCGUUCCGCGAUGCCGGUCGCAACGGUCCUGCCGUUCGUGGCGCCAUGGCCUCGCGAUAUUCGUCUCCGCUCUUCUCCUCGUCCUCCGCCCAGCCGCACCGUCUGUUCGUCAACGCCAGCAGGAACAACACCAUCCUCACGCUCACCUCGCCCUCGGGCGACCCGCUCGCCUCGGCCUCCGGCGGCUCCGUCGGCUUCAAAAAGGCCGCCCGCUCUGGCUACGAGGCCGGCUACCGCGCCGCCUUCGCCAUGUUUGGCAAGAUCAACGAGUUCAAGGACGCAUGGCGCAUCUCGCACCUCGAGGUGCUCUGGAAUGGCUUCGGUCAGGGCCGCGAAGCCGUCUACCGUGCCAUGCUCGCCGGAGAGGGCCAGGCCACCAAGAACCUCAUCAGCAAAAUGACCGACAACACCCCCGUCAAGAUCGGCGGUGUAAGGCCCAAGAAGCGCCGCAUGCUCUAG